AUGUUCAGCAAUAUCGCGUUCCCUGUGACCCUUUUAGCCCUCUUUGGCUUCCAGACCUCUUGGGCGACGACGCGAAAUAAGGUCGUCUUGACCAACGACGAUGGCUGGGCAGUUGCGUCGGUUCGAGCGCAGAAUGAUGCUUUGAAGAAGGCGGGGUACGAUGUCGUCCUUUCUUGUCCGGCCGAAAAUGAGUCUGGUACGGGCUCGUCUAGCGCGCCGCCAACGAUACUCUUGAUCCCCUGCGAAUUUGAUACGUGUCCAAUCUUCUCUCCUGCCGAAGGGUUCAAUGCAUCUGACCCGCGCUUGAACUACGUCAACUCCUUCCCCGUUGACUCUGUCCGAUUUGGGAUCCAGACACUUGCACCACAAUUCUUCGACGGCAGUGCACCCGAUUUUGUCGUUAGCGGUCCGAAUGUAGGAAACAACUUGGGACCAGUCAUUUUGAAUUCCGGCACAGUAGGCGCUGCAUGUGAAGCUGCUUUGGAAGGUAUACCCUCUGUAGCAUUUUCGGCAAAUACGGGUUCGCAGAUUUCUUACACCACCCUCGAGUCUGACCCCAACUCCACCAACACACUUGCGGCACUAACAUAUGCCCAGUUGAGCGUUAAAUUCGUGCAAGCCCUGACGUCUGCAAAGGGAACCAUCCUUCCUCCUGGCAUUAGCGUCAACGUUAACUAUCCGUCCACUUCCAAGUGUCCAGAGCCCUCGGACUUUAGCUUUAUACUUUCGAGGAUCAACGCGGAUGAGGAUGCAACGGAUGUGGAACGGUGUGGGACAACACAUCUCCCCGCAGAGGCGGAUGUGGUGACUCAGGGAUGUUUCGUGAGCGUAAGCGUCUUCAAUGCAUCGACGAAAGCGGACGUGGGCGCCGAUACGCAAGCAUUUGUGUUGGAUCGUAUUGGUGGGAUUUUGUCCUGUUUGCCUUGA
Messenger RNA from Desarmillaria tabescens, 927 nucleotides. RefSeq names its product sure-like protein. NCBI's taxonomy places the organism in Eukaryota, Fungi, Basidiomycota, Agaricomycetes, Agaricales, Physalacriaceae. The coding region runs from base 1 to 927 and encodes 308 amino acids. The record is from RefSeq and is a predicted model, not a curated record. Gene Ontology annotation, molecular function: nucleotidase activity. The transcript has 5 exons.